Actinia tenebrosa (Australian red waratah sea anemone) is the source of this 1896-nucleotide messenger RNA. RefSeq names its product protein farnesyltransferase/geranylgeranyltransferase type-1 subunit alpha. Gene Ontology annotation, cellular component: protein farnesyltransferase complex; CAAX-protein geranylgeranyltransferase complex; cytoplasm. Gene Ontology annotation, molecular function: protein farnesyltransferase activity; CAAX-protein geranylgeranyltransferase activity. Gene Ontology annotation, biological process: protein geranylgeranylation; protein farnesylation. The record is from RefSeq and is a predicted model, not a curated record. Lineage: Eukaryota; Metazoa; Cnidaria; Anthozoa; Actiniaria; Actiniidae.
UCCACCCUUCGAGUGUCAAGAUGGCGGACGUGAGCUCAGGAGAAGACGAGCAAGAUUCAUUUGUCUUCUACCGCGAUAGAGACAACUGGAAGGACGUAACUCCAAUCCAACAAGAUGACGGACCCAAUCCUGUUGUAUCUAUUGCGUAUUCUGAACGAUUCAAAGAUGUUUACGACUAUUUCAGGGCAAUUCUUAAAUCUGGAGAGAUGAGUGAACGUGCUCUUGCUCUUACUGAAGAUGCGAUUGGUUUGAAUGCUGCGAACUACACAGUAUGGCAUUACCGCAGGUUGCUCUUAAGAGCAUUAAACAAAGAUUUGAAAGCAGAAUUAUCUUAUGUCAGUGAAGUGAUUGAAGAACAGCCAAAGAACUACCAAGUGUGGUAUCAUAGACGCAUGUUGAUUGACUGGCUGAAUGAAGCAAAUCAAGAACUAGAAUUCACUAGUUCUAUCCUACGUCCUGAUACCAAGAAUUACCAUGCCUGGCAACAUCGACAGUGGGUUAUCAAGAAAUUUAAUCUUUGGGACAGUGAACUGGAAUAUGUGGACAAACUAUUGACAGAGGAUCUCAGGAACAAUUCUGCUUGGAAUCAGAGAUAUUUUGUGCUGUCACAUCUGGGAUUUACUGACGAGGUGAUUCAGCAAGAAGUAAAGUUUACCAUGGAACUAAUUGAAAAAGUUCCAAACAAUGAAAGUGCUUGGAACUACCUCAAAGGUGUCCUUCGCAAACAAGGCCUCAGCAAUUAUCCGGGACUAAAGGACACUUUAGAUGAGAUGUACACCAGGGGUAUUGAUUCUCCAUAUCUGAUGGCAACCUUGAUUGAUAUCUAUGAAGAGGAACUAGAAAACAAGAAGGCAGAGCCAAGGACUCUAGAUAAGGCAGUUGAGCUGUGUCAAAAGUUGUCAACUGAUGUGGAUUACAUUAGAAGGGAAUACUGGAACUAUGUGUGCAGGGAUUUGCAGAAUCGAUUUGGAUGAUAGAGUACCAACUUCAGGAAUAAUUAAUCAUCAGAUCUGCGAUUGUUUUUUAAAGGAAAGUAGGGUGAAAAAUAAGUUUACCUUAAUUUAUCUAACUCUGGGAAUAAUCUGAUUCCAGUCCAUAUUUACCAUAUUCCACUCUCCCCCCCCAAUCCCCCCACCUCCUCCAUGGGGGAUGAUGAAAGAUCAUUGUGAGUAGCCUUCAAAUUUUUUGAAAAAAUUGAAGAACAUUCUUGUGAAAUGCUGAUUUUUGUGAGUGACAAUUUGUCAACCCUACUGGAGGAACAAUUUUAAAUUCUGAAGGGCUAGAAGGGUUUUGAGAAGGAUAUAUGUUCUUUAAUUUCUUUGAAUAAUGGUGAACAAAGAAAUUAAACUCAUUAUUUGCAGCAAAAAGGGCUGGUAAAAGGUUCAAAUAUCUUAACUUUUGACCCAAAAAAAUGUACAAUUUAUUAAUGUUAACAGUUUGUAACAUGUUGUAAAAUAAUAAUACAAAGAAUAUCUUUCCAUUGUGUUUCCGUCGAAAAAAUAAAAAAUAGUGAGACAAUGGUAAUAAUUAUUGUAGAAUUUGGUUUUCGCAGAAUAUAAUAAUAUUAUCCAAACAUCAGCUGUUUUAUCUGCUGUUCAGUGUAUAUGUGGAUUCAUGAUAGCGACCUUUUGCAAAUAAGGCUUAGAUGCUAGUCUUUACAGAUCACGCACUAGAUUUUUUUCUUUCAGUUGUCAUUAUUAUAUUCAUCUGUUCUCUAAUCUUUGACAAUGUAAGGUAUUCAUGAAGGAUUCAGAAUGCAAAACCAAUAAACCCACAACUAUUCAAUUUCCUUUGGUCUUUUAAACCUGAUAAGUCAUGCUCAGGAAAACCUUCCAUCGCCUAGCAACAACUGUUACCAUGGAGACCAAAAUAAAGUACUUUCCAUUUUGCGACGAA